This is a messenger RNA of Oncorhynchus gorbuscha (pink salmon), 5821 nucleotides long. Its product is annotated as G patch domain-containing protein 8-like. Lineage: Eukaryota; Metazoa; Chordata; Actinopteri; Salmoniformes; Salmonidae. The record is from RefSeq and is a predicted model, not a curated record. Gene Ontology annotation, molecular function: nucleic acid binding. Gene Ontology annotation, cellular component: nucleus.
UGCUUUGUUGGUAACUCAGUAGGCGUUUCCAAGUCCAGUAUUCAGAGAGACGAAAGAAGCUGCUGCGUACAGAAAAUGGCUGACAGAUUUUCUAGGUUCAACGAAGAACGUGAUUUCCAGGGGGGAAAUCACUUUGACCAGUAUGAAGAGGGCCAGUUGGAGCUGGAGCAGGCGUCCCUGGACAAGCCCAUAGAAUCGGAUAACAUUGGGCACCGGCUGCUUCAGAAACAUGGCUGGAAGCUGGGGCAAGGACUGGGCAAAACCAUGCAGGGACGCACCGACCCUGUGCCCAUCAUCCUUAAAUAUGAUGUCAUGGGGAUGGGACGCAUGGAGAUGGAGUUGGAUGUUGCCGAAGAUGCUACAGAGAAGAGGAAAGUGCUGGAGGUGGAGAAGGAAGUCACAGAGGAAUUACAGCAGAAAUACAAGGACCAGGUGGAAAAGGAGAAGGCCAUCGCCAAAGCCCUGGAAGACCUGCGGGCCAACUUUUACUGUGAGCUGUGUGAGAAACAGUACCAGAAGCACCAAGAGUUUGACAACCACAUCAACUCGUACGACCACGCUCAUAAGCAGAGGCUUAAGGAGCUGAAGCAGAGGGAGUUUGCGAGAAACGUGUCAUCACGCUCCCGGAAGGGUGGGAAGAAGCAGGAGAAGCUGCUACGCAGGCUGCAUGAGCUGGCUGAGCAGAGGAAACAGCAGAACUGUACUCCGGGAAGUGGUCCCAUGUUCAAACCCACCACCGUGGCAGUAGACGGAGAGAAGGGUGAAGAGGGGAGUGCUGUAACCCCUGAGUAUGUCCCCCCUGCAGACACUGCCAUGGAGGGCUUGUCAGUGGAGGAGAAGAGCAGUGGGGGUCAGGCCCCCCCCAAACCAGCCCCCACCGUCAGCUUCUCCCUGGGGAAGAGCAGCUCAUCCCCGGCCGGGGCCUCCAAGGUCAGCGUGUCCUUCUCCUUCGCCAAGAAACCCCCGGUGAAGCUGGAGACGGUCGCAGCAGUGUUCGCUAAACUCCAUCAGGAUGACGAGGAGGAGGGGGGUGGACAGGAGGAGGGAGGGGAGAAGGCCGUGAGACAGGAGGAGACGUCAGGCUGCAGCACCGAGAGCCCCAAGGGAGGAGGGGGUAAUGGAACAGCAGGGCCAGAGGAGGAGGAGGAGGAGCAGCAGGAGGAGCAACUACAUCAAGAACAACCAGAGCAGGAGGAAGAGGAUGAUGGCGCCUCCCUAGCCUCCACUCUCAACAAGCUGAAGAUGAUGAUGAAGAAGGAGGAAGGCUGGGCCGGCCAGGAGCCUGAGUACUACCACUACAUCCCACCAACUCACUGCAGAGUCAAACCCCGCUUCCAGUUCCUGGUGUUCAUGAAGGCCACAGACCAGUGUGAGAUCAGGGAGCAAGAAGAAGAUGAACAAGAGAAGGAAGAAAAGGUGGUAGCAGAGGUUUCUGAGCAGACACAGCCAAAAGCUACUGAGUGCAAAUCAGAGGAGCCAGAGAGAACUCCUGCAGCUCCAGUCACAGAGCCCAGUCCUACUCCCACAGUCACAGAGCCCAGUCCUACUCCCACAGUCACAGAGCCCAGUCCUACUACCACAGUCACAGAGCCCACUCCUACUCCCACAUCACCUAAACUGAAGACUGAAGAGGUCUCUGCCAGCUUCACAGACCCUCCUCCCACAACGGCCCCUACGCUAGAACCAGACAACAAGCAGGAGGCCCCAGUCCCAGAGCCCAACUUGGGCCCCAAAAUCCCCACCGGUCCCUUCUUCCUGGUCCUGAGCAAAGACGAGAGCACCACUCUGCAGUGGCCCUCGGAGCUGCUGGAUUUUACCAAGGCUCAGCCCGCCCUCUCUUACAGCUGCAACCCCCUGUACUUCGACUUCAAACUGUCCCGCAACAAAGGGGCCCGUGCUGGACGAUCAGCAAAGUCCUCCAAGCCUCCUGGUGAAGGAGCUGAGAAAAAAAACAAUCCUGAGGCAGCUGCUGCAGUCAAUGAGGGGAAUGCUGCUGCUGCCACCACCACCCCUGGGCCCAGCACUGACAACACUGGUAAGGUGGAGCCCUCCUUAAAAAUAGAGGGUUCCCAAGGGGAGACUGAGGAGCAAAAGCUACAGAGUAGCACAAGCGGAGCCAAGAAGAAGAAAAAGAAGAAAAAGAAGAAGCAUAAGAAAUCUGGCAAAGGCUCCAAGCGCAAAGAAAAAGAGAAGGGAGCCGUAGUCGACGGGGACGCGGAAACUGAGAUCCUAGGAGAGAAAACCAAAAAAAAGAAAAAACACAAACGAAAGAAGAGCAAAAACAAAGGUGAGGAGGGGGAAGAAGGAGGUGGUGGUGAUAAGGAAAAGCCUAAAGAGGAAAAAGCAGUAGCCGCAACGGUUUCUAGUGCUCCCCCAGCACCAGCAGGAACAGGAACGGAACCUGGGAAGAGGAAACGACCAGCCAAAGAAGCACUUCAGAAGUCCGGGGCAGAGGAAGGUGGGGCAGGGAAAGGUUCUGACGAGGCCAAGCCCUCUGAGGAGCAUAACGGCACCAAGCGUCUGAAGACAGACCCCAGCGCCCCACCCAGCGCUUCCUGCUCCUCCUCGGCCCAGAAGAGCCCCGGGCCAGGCAGACCACCCAGCAGUGAGAGUGAGGAGGAAGGAGGAGGAGGCUCGGCUUCCCGAUCCAGCCGCCGUAGGUCCACGCCCCGGGAGGGGCACCGGCACCAGAGCGAGGACUCCGGCCGCUCCCGAAGCCACUCGUCGCAUCGGGGAGACGGGCGAGGGAGCAGCCGGCGGCGGCGGCACCGCGGCCAGGCCUCCCGUAGCCAGUCAGACUCCAGCAGCUCAGAGCGCUCUUCGAGCGCCUACAGCCGGCGCAGCCGCAGCUACUCAGACAGUUACAGUGACGACAGUGACGGGGGGCGCCACCGGAGACACUCUAAACACUCCUCUGACUCCGAGUACGAUCGACGGGGAAGCGGCGGGCGGCGGCGCUCCAGAAGACGUCACUACUCGUCCUCAUCCUCGGAGGACUCUCGCUCCCGCUCACGCAGCCACAGCCGCAGGAAGAGGCACCAGCGGCGGCACCGGAGCAGCUCUCGGAGCUCUAGCAGCAGAAGCCGCAGCAGCAGCGCCAGGUCAUGGAGACGCAGCUACAGCCGCAGUCACAGCUCAGCCAGCCGCUCCUCCAGCUCCACCAAGGGCUCCCCUCACCGGGGUCGGGGAGGCCGGGGGGCCCACAGGGACCGGGCAGACAGCGCCACACGGCGUCGAGACUUCAACCGCUCCUGCAUCUACCGCUCCCAGUCCCCCCGCUCUGCCUCAUCACGAGCCCCAAACCGCAACAGCAGCUCCCAGAGCCAGAGGGCAGGGGGGUCCCGGGGAGAAGGAGACCAGAGGAACUCUUCCUCACACUUCACCGCCCGCCAGCUUCUGGAUAAGAUCCAGUCCAGGAAGGGAUCUGAUGUCCCAACCACAGGGACCAAGACUGGCGCCAAGAUCAAGGACCCACCAUCGGGCUACUUUGGGCCCAAACUGCCUCCAGCUCUGGGCAAUAAGUCCAUGCUGCCCCUGUUCGGUAAGCUGCAGGCAGGGAAGAAAUUCCCUGCGAUCCCCCUGACCCGGCCUGAUGGUGGAGAGAAGUCAUCAGCAGGGAAAGGUUCAGAUGCCGGGGCAGAGGUCAUCCUGAUGGAGCCCAUCCGGGAGUUCCCCCCACCACCUCCCCCUCAACCAGCUCAUAAGAAAGUGGAGGAGACUGUAGUAGUAGUUCAGGAGGCCCGCCACCUCACCCUGGACGCACGGGUUCUUCAUGAGCCCCGGCCGCUGUUCCAUCAGGAGCCCUCCAUGCUGAUGCCCCCAUACCAGGGCGAGCCGGGACAGGACCCCUCCCAAAACCCCAUGAUGGAGCCCCUCAUGCCCGACAUGCAGCAGCAGCUCCCCCCCAUGCACGCCUACCCCAACUACCCCCCGCCCAGCCUGGAGGAGGAGGACAUGGGCAUGGAGGCAGAGGAGGACGGUCUGGCCCCGCUGGAGAGCCAGCCCAUCACCUUCACCCCAGAGGAGAUGGAGAAGUACGGCAAGCUGCAGCAGGCUGCCCAGCAGCACAUCCAGCAGCAGCUCUUGGCCAAGCACAUCAAGACCUUCCCCUCAGCCGCAGCAGCACAGGCUGCAGCGAACAUGGCUGCAGCAGCGAACCAUCUGCAGCCGGCACCCCCUCCUCCCCCCCAGCAGCAGAUGAUCCAGAUCCACCAGCCUGCUGUGUCUGCAGCCUCGGCUACCUCCCUCACCACAGUACAACACCUCAUCCAGCAGCACCAUGCUGCUCAGGCUGCAGCCAUGGGCAUCCACCCACACGGACCCCACCCGCACCCCCAGUUAGCCCAGGUUCACCACAUCCCCCAGCACCACCUCACCCCCAUCUCCCUGUCUCACCUGGGCCACUCUCUAGGCCACACUCUGGGCCACCAGUUGGGAGUGGGACACGCUGGACUGAUCCCUGCCCACCACACGGCCUUCCUCUCUGGCCAGCCCAUACACAUUAUCCCAGCCUCAGCACUUCAUCACCACAGCCCCUUAGCCCUCCACCACAUACCACACUCAUCCCUCUACCCAACGCUGUUCGCCCCCCGGCACACUAACGCCGCUGCGGCAGCCGCACUACAGCUCCACCCCUUCCUGCACCCCAUUUUCUCAGGGCAGGACCUCCAGCACCCCCCUAACCACGGCUCCUGAGAAAGACCUUCACUAGAGCCAUGUGUCCACAUCAGAGGAGGGUUUUGGCCAGAGCAGGCCUGGUUAAACAUCUGAGUUAACAUGGAGAGAGGGAGGUGUAGUGGCAGCAGGUGAUUAUGAGAAUAUCAUCAAAAUGGCCACCAUUAGACCACUGGCCAGACAGAGGUGCUGUGAUAUGCUGCCUGUGCAGAGGUAAACAACAGACAUUUACUGUGGGCUCUUUGAAUGGACCCCUCCUAACAGUUGCCUGACAUUCACCCUGAGGUUUCUGGACAGGGUGGAGGAGGGUUUGAGGCAACCUCAAAUCUAAGACGGCAGUUUGUUUUGAAUGGUAAUCCAGUUUUUUUUUUUUUAUUAAAAAAAUAGAAUCAGAAACCUCUGAGUAUUUUUUUUGUCCCACAGUUUAUAACUGAUUGUUGCUGUCAAUGUUCUUCUUUGUUUUUACAGCCAAAGAGACACAGUGGCUGAAGCCAUAAGCAGGAUGGUGUUGUGGGAAAAGAAAGGAAAGGGGAGAUGAGAUGGGGACAAGGGGGGGUUUAGGGUGACAUCCAUGACUGGAAACAGCCUUGACUUUGUAAUGUAAUCUGGUGGCUCUAGUCUACUGCCUAAAUUCUGUUGUCAUUAAUAUCUAAUGUUUUCACAUGACUACUUGCUCUAUUCAUGACCCGUAAUAUUCACCAACAAUUUGUAAUACGGUAUAGUGUACAUAGAUCACUGAGCAAUGUGAAGUAUCCCUCUAAUAUGAUGGGCAUUUAAGGGAUGUUCUUUAUUACUGACUAAUGAAUUGUUACCCAUAAGGAAAUGAAAAUGGUCACUGGUGGGGGAACACCGAUAAGAGGUUGGGCAAAGCUCAUGUUUUAUUGGAGGUACUGUGGGGGGGGUCACACCCUGCUGUAGGGUUAAAGGUCAUGUUGUUCCAAGUGGUAGUGGUUGUAUUUUGAAAUGACUUGCACUGAAAUCUGUACAUCAAGAUGCUGCUUUCGCAUCAUGUAACAAAUGUAUGAUUGUAGUAUACUGCAAUAAUUGUAUUUUUUUUGUUUCUAAAUUAUUUUCCAAAAUGCUCCUCAAUGUUUUUCCUCGUGUCAUUUUUGCUCAAUGUAAAUAAAAUUGCUGUAGUUAACCCCAA